Magnolia sinica is the source of this 807-nucleotide messenger RNA. RefSeq lists its product as uncharacterized. Lineage: Eukaryota; Viridiplantae; Streptophyta; Magnoliopsida; Magnoliales; Magnoliaceae. Bases 1 to 807 code for a protein of 268 amino acids. The record is from RefSeq and is a predicted model, not a curated record. The transcript has a single exon. Gene Ontology annotation, molecular function: catalytic activity.
AUGUCUAAUCAAUUGUUGUCCAUCAGUUUAGCUCUUUCCCACUUGCAGACCCCCUAUUUGCUUUCGAUUGUCUAUGCAAAGUGCUCGAGGUUGCUAAGGCGCUCUCUCUGGGAUGACCUUUUCUCCAUCAGCAGAUCCAACAGCGGGCCGUGGGCAGUCGCUGGAGACUUCAAUGCAGUUAGCAGCUCCUCGGAAAGGCUUGGCAGAGUAUCUAUUUCCAGAGCAGGAGAUGAUGAGUUUGCGGCUGUUAUAAAUAGUGCUAGCCUUCUGGAUGCUGGGUUCUCUGGAAAUAGGUUCACCUGGAGCAAUAACCAAGCUGAGAAUUCCCGCAUUUGGGCUAGGCUGGAUAGGUCCCUGUGCAAUGAUGAGUGGUUAAGGUGCUUUCCCAGAUUCAAUGUUUUGCACCUCCCCAGGAAUAAUUCAGAUCAUGCCCCAGUCUUGCUGAAUUUUCCUGGCCUAACUAAUAACGUCGUCAGGCCCUUCAGAUUCCAGCGAAUGUGGUUUCUUCACGACGGAUUCCUGCAAAUAGUUAAGGAUGUGUGGUCCAGGGAAUAUGAUGGCUCGCCAAUGCUUGCGCUGUUGCUGAAACUGAGGAAGCCCAAGCUAGCAGUGAAAUUUUGGAACAAGGCUGUCUUUGGUGAUGUCUCCGCAAGACACAAAUUGGUGGAGAGUGCAGUGGAGCAAGCUGAACUGAGAUUGCAAACCUCUCCUGAUUCAGUCCCUCCUCCGAUCCGUUGGCCACCAAGAGCUACCUGGCGCAAUGUGAGUUGGCGGAAGAGAUCUUUUGGAAGCAAAAGGCUAGGAUAA